Westerdykella ornata is the source of this 1669-nucleotide messenger RNA. Its product is annotated as RTA1-domain-containing protein. The transcript has 2 exons. The record is from RefSeq and is a predicted model, not a curated record. Gene Ontology annotation, cellular component: membrane. Lineage: Eukaryota; Fungi; Ascomycota; Dothideomycetes; Pleosporales; Sporormiaceae. The coding region runs from base 438 to 1349 and encodes 303 amino acids.
CAGUUUUCGAUUUCAUGCGAAAGUUCGAUACCUUUCGCAGGGACUACAAACCUACUGUGCAUGCGCUGCACAGGUCGCCCACCCAUUAUGCGGGCAUGUAAAGUCUUGGAUGGCCGACCUACGCGUCAUCCACGACCGUCGCUGGCUCUUCUUCAACCUUUUAUAUAUAUAUCUGAUGAGGGAGUUGUAACGGUUUCUCCAAGAUCUGGUGGUCCUUGCAUACGCGUGUCCAGGAACUGUCUACCCUUUGAACGGGAGUCUCAUAUAAGGAGUUGGAAGCUGGACCUCUCGAAUCGCAUUUCACUUCUUCACGUCUUUUCCAGUCAUUAUAUCAUUUUGCAUUCGUCUCGCAUUAUUCCCUUUGUCAAAUUCGCUGGCCUUGCUUUCCUUUUCAUCUUUUUUGUCUUAGUCUUACAACCUUAUCUUAUAUCCUCGUCAUGCCAGAACUAAAACCAUAUAAGGGGUCCUACUACCUCUGGGACUACAUUCCCAACCUUUGGGCGGCCCUCGCUUUCGCCAUCGUCUUCACCUUGCUCACAGCCAUCCAUGCCUGGAAGAUGUACAGGACUCGCCUCUGGUACUGCUCACUGUUCGUCAUCGGCGGCGUCUUUGAAGUCAUCGGCUACCUCUUCCGCAUCGCCGCCCGCUACGACACCUCGUCCCUCCCACUCUCCAUCCUGCAGUCCGUCUUCCCUCUCCUCGCACCCAUCCUCUUCGCCGCCUCCCUUUACAUGGUGUACGCGCGCGUCGUCCGCUCAUUGCACGCCGAAUUCCUCUCCAUUGUUCCCUCCCGCUGGACCACGAUCAUCUUCGUCGGGGGCGAUUGGUUCUGCCUGAAUGUGCAGAGCUCGGGCGCAGGGCUGCUGGGUAAGCCCAAAAAUGCGAAGAUUGCGGAGGCGAUUAUUGUGGCGGGGCUGGGGUUGCAGAUCCUCGUGUUUGUAGCGUUCAUGGUGCUCUGCUCGCAUUUCCACGUACGGUAUCGGCGUCAUGAGAGGGAGAAGGGCUGCUCUCAAAUCAGCGAGGCCGUACCCUGGCAGGCCAUUCUCAAUAUGUUGUACGGCACCUCGCUGCUCAUCCUCGUGCGCAACGUCUUCCGCAUGGUCGAGUUCAUCAUGGGCCAGGAUUCGUAUCUGUUUGAGAAUGAGUGGCCGGUCUAUGUGUUUGACGGGGUGUUGAUGGGUCUGGUCAUGGCGGCAUUUUGGUGGUGGUUUCCUGAGGGGUUGGAGGAGGGUGGUGGUGGGUGGGAAUGGAUUCGGAAGAGAUGGGGAUGGGGGAGGGAGAGAGUGCACAGUGAGGAUCGGAUGGAGUUGAGGGCGAGGGAGGAGGGGGAGGUGGAAGAUAGGCGGUAGCCUGUGGGGAUUACCGCGUCCGGGAUGGGCCGUGCUGGGCUGGCGUUAAGUUGGAGUUGAGGGUAUGAUAGAUUCCGCCUGGGUUCAUUGUACUCGGUGGUUGGCGAGGUAACUUUUUUCAUUAUACACUUGUCGAGUCUACGUCUGUUAUGUGGAUAUAUUGCAUAUAGAAGGUACCUUGGGAGGCUGUUGUAUCUGCGGUGGGACUGCUUUGCGGUUUAUGCUAGCUAGCGUUUCGUGGACGUGCAUGGCCGUUCAUUUGUGAGGGUAGGCUGCGGGAGGGAAGGUGUGCAGCUUAAUGGUCUUUCACCAAAUCCAAC